AUCCAAUUUGGAACAUUAUCUGGAGCGUUUGUAGGCAAAUAGAACAUCAAAAGGCAUGUUGGCAAAACCGACAUGUGGGGCAGGAGACAAGAAGGCAUUUUGGAAUCUUUUCUGUGAGCGAGAAGCUGUUGGCAGUGGUGUGUAUGGGACGGUAUACCGGGCAAGAUAUCGCUCCGACGGCAGAAUCGUUGCAGUCAAGAGCUGCAAGCUCCCUCCGGAAAAAGAGUUUGGAUUCAAUGCUGAUGUUGUCAGAGAAAUAACUCUAUUGAAAAGUCUGCAUCAUCCCAACAUCGUCAGGAUCGAGGAAGUGUUUCAAUAUAUUGACAACGGACAGUUCAAGGCAUUUAUGGUGAUGGAACUAUGCUCGCGGAGUCUCAGGGAUAUGCUGGAGACUCGCCAACGCGGUCUGGAUACCGAGGUGACAAAGGUGAUUCUUAGACAAAUCCUACAAGGCUUAGAAUACUGCCAUGCGCGUCGAGUUGCGCAUCGGGACCUGAAGCCAGAAAACAUACUACUUGUCGACGAUCUAAUGGGCAAUAUAUCCAUCAAGCUUGCUGAUUUUGGCCUAAGCCGCAUUGCUUCAUGUCCAACGAAAGCAUAUUCUCCAAAUCAAGUAACAGCUCUAUAUCGAGCUCCGGAAGUCUUUUACGGUUCAUCAGAGUACAGCAUGCCUGUUGAUAUUUGGAGUGUGGGAUGCAUCUUUGCAGAGAUGGUGAGAGGGAAGCGGUUGUUUGGUGGAGGAGCAACUGGAGAUCUAGCAGUCAUUAGGGACAUACAGCGUAAACUUGGUGAUCCAAAGCAAACCGACCUCACAUACGACUUUGACCGAGAUCCGGUCCGAAUCAGCCCAUUCCCAGAACAGCCACUGUCGGCAUAUGUAUGUCGGGAAGAAUAUGCAGGUCCACUGGAUUCCAUAGGAGUGGAUCUUUUAUCUCAAAUGUUGCUUUACGAUCCUCGUCGGCGUAUCCGGGCCUGCCAAGCUCUUGAACAUCAGUAUUUUUCUGCUGUGAACCAUCAGAUUCACAGUCAUUGUACGGUCGACGAGAGACAAUAUCUUGAUACACAAUUGAGGGGACCAGCUGUUGGAGGAGAUUUUGAUGGCGCAUAUCGAUAAUCGAAUGUUACCCAAGACAAAUAUCUCAGAAUAUUUAAUGAUGGAUUUGGGAGAUUUUGUAUGUGAUACCAAAUGUAUUUUGCAUUGAAAGCUUGCUGGUGGAGAUUUAGACUCACCCGCUUAUUGGCCUUGGCUUACCAUCGCUGUGCCAUCAUAAAAUGUGACUGUGCUCAAAUCCCA
Molecule: messenger RNA, 1294 nt
Organism: Spizellomyces punctatus DAOM BR117
Lineage: Eukaryota; Fungi; Chytridiomycota; Chytridiomycetes; Spizellomycetales; Spizellomycetaceae
Product: CMGC/CDK protein kinase
Exons: 8
Coding region: 56-1114 (352 amino acids)
Biological process (GO): protein phosphorylation
Cellular component (GO): nucleus
Molecular function (GO): cyclin-dependent protein serine/threonine kinase activity; ATP binding
Source: RefSeq, a predicted model, not a curated record